AUGUCACAAAAGCAGCUGAAAGAAGCCUUUAUCAGCAACUUAAAUGGAACUAGUUUGCUGGAAAUUUCACUCGGCUUGUCCCUGGCUCCCCUCUGCCUGCUUUGCAGAGGACUCCUCUUGAUUUUAUAUUACCUGCACUAUGGGAAACCUUUAAGUUCCAGGACGUACAGUCUGCUGCUGGACUUCCUUGUGCUAGUAUCUCCCCUCCUGUUCUGUUGUACAGUCUUGUCUCCAAUCCUCUAUUUCAUGCCAAUUCUCAUUGCAGCCUUUUGUGCCGGAAUAUUUUCUAAAAUAUACAGCCAAAGAAAACACAAGACCCAGGUGCCUUUCAGGAAAAUUUUAAGAGACUUCCAGAAGACGUCCCUGGAUCCAGAAUACAUUCCAGCCAUAACCGUGUUCCGCGUCUAUGUCAAUGUGUUGACAUCCAUCAGCAUUUUGGCAGUGGAUUUCCCACAGUACCCGAGGCGCUACGCCAAAGCCGAGACCUACGGAACAGGAGUUAUGGACUUGGGGGUUGGUGCUUUUAUUUUUGGUAAUGCUCUCGUUUGUCCUGAAGUUAGGCAAAAGUCUGAUGGGACACAGCCCAAACUUUCCAGCCUGGCCAGGCAGUUCUUUUCUGUUUGGCCGUUGAUUUUUCUUGGCACGGGCCGGCUGCUUAGUGUUAAAUCUCUAGAGUAUCACGAGCACACGUCAGAGUAUGGAGUGCACUGGAAUUUUUUCUUUACCUUAGCAUUUGUAAGGCUUGCAGCCUCUCUACUUUUAGCCAUGUUUCCAAAAAAUAAAUCUUGGAUUGUGGCUCUAAAUCUUGCCGUACUUUAUCAGCUUAUUCUUAACACUACCUCUCUGAAGACGUUCAUCCUGCACGGGAGUGACGGCAGAGAUACCCGGGUCGGCUUUCUCAACGCCAACAGGGAAGGGCUGCUCUCUCUUUUUGGCUAUCUAGCCAUCUACCUGGCGAGUGUGCAGGUGGGCCUCUGCCUGCUGAAGUGCAGAAGCUCCGUGGCAGGCUGGACGGGCGCCGUGCGGCUCUCGCUGCUGGCGGUUCUCCUGCUCCUUGUGCUGCUCCGGGGGUCCCAGGGGGGGCCCCGGGCGCAGGCGGCCCCCGUGCCCCGCCGCAUGGCCAACCUCUCCUACUGCCUCUGGGUGCUGGCUCACUGCCUGGCGUUCUUCACCUGGUUUGUAGUGGCCGACCUCACGCUGCUCUUCACCAGGCUGCUGGUGCCGGGCUCCAGCGUGCCCUGCUGCUGGGAUGUGGUGAAGCCCCCUCCCACCCGUGCACAGCCUGCAGUGGGGGCCGUGCCCGUGGGCAGGGAAGGUGCCCGGGCACACGUCUGCCUGAUCAGUGCUAUCAAUAAAAAUCAGUUGCUGUUUUUCUUGCUAGCCAAUGUUAUGACUGGUAUGGUGAAUAUCCUGGUAGAUACGAUCCACAGCAACACUGCAUUUACACUAUGUAUACUACACUUGUAUAUGUUUUCUAACUGUUUAAUUAUGCAUAUAUUGCAUGCCAAAAAUAUAGUAUUAAAGUUUUGGUGA
Messenger RNA from Merops nubicus (carmine bee-eater), 1533 nucleotides. It is a transcript of the gene PIGW, whose product is annotated as phosphatidylinositol glycan anchor biosynthesis, class W. Lineage: Eukaryota; Metazoa; Chordata; Aves; Coraciiformes; Meropidae. The transcript has a single exon. The record is from RefSeq and is a predicted model, not a curated record. Gene Ontology annotation, molecular function: glucosaminyl-phosphatidylinositol O-acyltransferase activity. Gene Ontology annotation, cellular component: endoplasmic reticulum; membrane. Gene Ontology annotation, biological process: protein localization to plasma membrane; GPI anchor biosynthetic process. Bases 1 to 1533 code for a protein of 510 amino acids.